Messenger RNA from Papaver somniferum (opium poppy), 657 nucleotides. RefSeq names its product glutaredoxin-C13-like. The coding region runs from base 131 to 436 and encodes 101 amino acids. Lineage: Eukaryota; Viridiplantae; Streptophyta; Magnoliopsida; Ranunculales; Papaveraceae. The record is from RefSeq and is a predicted model, not a curated record. The transcript has a single exon.
CAUAAAAAAUCAAUCUUCUUUCUCUUUUUACUUCCCACCAUACAAAACUACUCUCAACCAUAUCGGACCAUUGUCUUAUUCAAACAUCAAACUUGAUUCAUUGCUUUUCAGCGUUUAGUACCCCGUCGAAAUGGAAGCUAUAAUGAGAGUGGCAUCAAAGAAAGGAGUGGUAAUAUUUAGUAAGAGUACAUGCUGUAUGUGCUAUACUGUCAAAAUUCUAUUCCACGAACUCGGUGUGAACCCGUUGAUUCAUGAACUUGAUCAUGAUCCUGAAGGAAAAGAUAUGGAGAAGGCACUGAUGAGGAUGGGUUGUAACACAGCAGUACCAGCCGUGUACAUUAAUGGUCAAUUUGUUGGAUCCACCAAUGAAAUUAUGUCUCUCCAUCUUGGUGGUUCGUUGCUCCCAUUGGUCAGACCCUACCAAGCUAUAUGGUGAUGAAUCAUGACAGCUUGCUCUCAGCUUACAAGAAUAAGAAUGCAUGGACAAAAUUCCAUAUAAUUUAUCGCUUUGCAAUGUAAUAUUAGGCACUAGCUACUAAUUAAUUAAUUAGCAGAUUAAGCUCGACAAUUAGUGGUCAAUUAUGCCACAAUAAAGGAGAAAGAGUACGCAUAUAUCUCUCUUAUCUGCUAAUGAAAACGUUCAUUUUUCUUACACUA